AAUAAUAUUUAAAGUAUCAAAUUUCGUGUAAUUCAAUACGAUUCUUUACUGUAAACUGUAUAUUAAUGUGGAAAAAUAUGAAUUUGAAGUGAAAUAUAGUUAUAGUGAAAUAAUAUCUUUGCAAUUCAAAAAGAAUCGAAUUAUUUCUAAGAUUACAUUUAUUCAAUUCUUUGCAAAGCUAGAACUGUUGUACAAGAAAAAACAAUGGUUAAACGACAAUUGCCACGUCCAGUAAACUCGAAUUUGGAAAAUGGUGCUGCAUCGAGCUCAAAAAAAGGGAUGCGACAAGUACCGAGGAUUUUGUCUGCUUCUCUUGGCAGAAAAUUGAUACGAUCUAAGAAUCUUUCAUCAAGAAAACAAAAUAUGCGUCAUCGCAGGACAGCUUCGCUCGGAGCUAUUGAUGAAUUACAAUGCGUUGUAUGCAAGAACAAAGUAAAAUCAUUCAAAACGAUGAAAUGUCGUCACACUUUCUGCAUGGAAUGUUUUAAAAAUCGAAUUAUGAUAACGUAUAAAGAAGAUGGCAGCGCUAUUUGUCCAGUUUGCAACGUAAUAGUAAUCGCCAGUGCAACUGAUAAGAGAGAAUCGAAGAGUUCUGUGAGUUUUGCACCCUUACCGCCAAAAAUUCGAGAAAACAAAUGUCGUACCUGCGGUGAAAUUUGCGAGAAUAAGUGCAAGCACUGCAAACGCAGAUUCUGCGAAAUCUGCUGGACCAGUCAUGUUAAUGACUUGAAAGAACAAUUAGAUAACAUCAAUGAAGAUCUCGAAACAUCGGCAAUGAGGUUUGAAGAUAAAAUCAACAAUUUCGAGAGUAAAGCAAACGAGAUACGAGAGUUCAUCAACAGGGACACGGAAAGCAAAAUAAUGGAGCGAAAAAAGAGAGAAAGUCGAAUUAAAAAGAUCGAACGUAUAGUUGCUACGGGUGAAACGUCAGUGGAGGAUAUCAGACAAAGGAUGCACAAAGCUCACCUGGAGCUGAGAGAACAGAAGGAAAUUUCGUACGAUGCGCUGCCCGAUAAUGAGAAAAAGGUGGACGCAUUUAUAGAUUUACAGCAAAAAGCUGCAGAAGUUAUGGCAGCAAUUACUAUUUGGGAAUCGGAAUUGAAUAAUAUAGAAAGAGGAUUUAAGGAAGUUAAUAAAAAGGAAAAAUCGGUUGUCAAAAAAAAUGUUGGUCCUCUGUACAAGCGGAGAACAUUCACAUCCACAAUUAUCGCGAAUCGUGACGUGGUGCAGCGGCCGUCGGCUCUCGCCGUUGAUUCCUGGAGGGAUAACAUUAUCACGACCUGUCCGGGAUCAGGACAGGUUGUCAUUCUAAACAGCAAGUACAAAGUUGUGCGGAGGAUUCGUCACCGAGAGAUGAUGGCGCCUCAAGGACUCGCUUUCCUGCAAGAACAUGAUGAGAUAUACGUGACAGACAAAUGGAAGCACUGCAUAUUCGUGUUCGAUCACAAGGGCGAGCUCGUUCGUCGGAUAUGCAAGAAGGGCCACGGCGAGUCGGAGCUGCUUUCGCCGGAAGGGCUCGCGUUUCAUCCGGAACGAGACGUGCUUUACGUCGCCGAUACCGGAAACAAUCGCGUCCAGGUCCUCGAGAGUAGCGGCGCUUAUCUCGACAGCAUCGGACCCAAGGGUAAACACGCGAAGGGCACCGUCAGAUUCCGAAAAACCGGCCCGACGGCGAGCCAGCUCAAUCAGCCGACCGACGUGGCCGUCACGAUAACGCGUGUCGUCGUCGCCGAUUCCGGUAAUCAUAGCGUGAAGAUAUUUGAUCAUGAAGGACAAAUUCUUCAAACAAUCGGCGGCGCCGGUGCAGCAAAGGGUUUGUUUAGAUCACCCGAGGUGUUGAGAAUCGACAAGAAAGAAAAUAUCAUCGUCGGUGAUGCUGGAAAUGGAAGAGUGCAGAUUUUUUCUCCAAAAGGUGAAUUUGUAAAGAUGCUAGGCGACAAAAAGACUCAAGAACAUAAGUUUGGAUGGGUGUCUGGUAUAUUUAUUACAAAUAAUUACGAUAUUUUAGUCUCUGAUAGCAAAAAUAACAUUAUAUAUUUAUUUUAAUAUC
Messenger RNA from Nylanderia fulva, 2050 nucleotides. RefSeq lists its product as uncharacterized. Gene Ontology annotation, molecular function: metal ion binding; protein binding. Lineage: Eukaryota; Metazoa; Arthropoda; Insecta; Hymenoptera; Formicidae. The record is from RefSeq and is a predicted model, not a curated record. Gene Ontology annotation, cellular component: extracellular region.